Messenger RNA from Penicillium atrosanguineum, 843 nucleotides. RefSeq names its product fungal specific transcription factor domain-containing protein. The record is from RefSeq and is a predicted model, not a curated record. Bases 1 to 843 code for a protein of 280 amino acids. The transcript has a single exon. Gene Ontology annotation, cellular component: nucleus. NCBI's taxonomy places the organism in Eukaryota, Fungi, Ascomycota, Eurotiomycetes, Eurotiales, Aspergillaceae.
AUGGCAAACAUCUACGGGUUCCCAGAUGCGCACGACUUGGACGAUAGCAUUACCAAAGAAGUGAUUAUACGCACAUGGUGUUCGUUGUACAUGAUUGAUCAGUGGUCCUCUGCUGGCCUCAAUCUACCUAGGCAGAUCGAGGACGAUCAGAAGCGACCUGUGCAUGAAAUAGAAUUCUGGCGCCUGAAGCCUGAAGUGUUUUUCACACCCUCUUUCCGAGCAAAGGCCCUGCCAAGUCUCUGGGGCCACAUGGUUGACCUCGCUCAGAUGUUCGGUCGCGUUAAAGAUUUCCAUGAAGAGCUAGCAGAAGGGUCUAUGAACGAGCAUGAUACCGAGCUCACUACUUACAAACUGAAAGAGAGAUUCGAUGAAUUUACUCGUCUCAAACUGCCACUUGAACACCACUACACCCCAAGAACCUUCAAAACCCAUGCCGCUGCCGGCCUUGGGGGGACCUUUGUGGCUCUUCAUCUCGGCUACCACCACUAUGCCACAUUGCUUUACUUCCCCUAUCUCGACCCACAGCUAACCCAAAUACCAGGCCGGUCUAGCUAUGUUGAUCUCUGCAAGAGUCAUGCUGCAUCCUUUAGCGACUUGCUCAGGACCUCACACGAAACCCCCAAUUGCGAAGCUGUGUACCUCAUUGUGGCUCAUAUGACGGUCGUUUCAUCAUCCGUAUUACUUCAUACGCUUCUGUUUGGCGAGGAAGACGAACUAUCCGAAGCGAGAAGACGACUCUACUCGAACUUUGAGAUACUUUUGAAGUUGAAACAAUACUGGCCAGGAGCUGAUUUCAUGGUAAAGCCAAGAAUGGUUCGUUUUGGACAAGAGCUAACUAAAUAA